GGAACGACGAACGAGAGCUGUGUGAUCGACGAGGCACGAUGAAGAGGAGAAGGACAGGUCUGGGAUCAGCUGUGCUCGUUUCACGAUCGCCAAAAGAGGGAAAAAAAUAACGACUUGGGCAAGCAGAUAAUAUCCUGGAUCGAUCAGAAAGCUUCGAGUAUGAGAUUCUAAUGAAUCCUAAUGAUUCAUUUGUUUAUAUAUCUAGUGCAGUUCAUCCUUGUUUAACAGUCUGUGAUUGGAUGCUGUGGAUAGAGGAGGAGUCAGUGAUCACAGUGCAGAACAGAGGCUAAGAAGGAAAGUAUCAAUCUGCCAAAGGAAUCCUCAGGAGUGCAGGUUCCUACCUCAGAGUCCUGAAUCUUCUCUUCUUUUCUUAUUUUACUUCUUCCUCUUUUUUUUUCAGUUGUUUUCUCUUGUCCUCAUCAUCAACAGUCUCUUUUAAGAGUCUCUGUGUUUAUCUGCUUUUCCCCCCUGAUUUUUCUGAGAACUCUGCUCUUUCGAGUUGUCACGCUCGAGAAGGACGGUGUGUGAGGGUUAAAUAAUAGCAGCUGGAAAGCUUGCUGACGCUCGAGGAUGACAGAGAGACCUCCGUGCAUAGACAAAAAGCAUCUCUUUAGAUCUCUUUAGCUCAGAUGGAGAUGGAAGGCGCAGAAUAAAAGUGAAAAUAAAAUAAGAUGAAAAGAGGGGGACGGUGGUGAGGAGAUCCUACAGAAAUGAACAUCUCAGCGCAUCACGGGCUGCACCACGGCCACCGGAACCACAGCCUGGCCGUGCAGAUUGGAAACAAAGCCGUCUCUGGGGAAAGAAACUCUGCAUCGGGAUGCUAUGAGCAACUGUUAAUCUCCACUGAGGUCUUCAUCACGCUAGGGUUGGUCAGCCUUCUUGAGAACAUUCUGGUAAUCGCGGCCAUCAUUAAGAACAAGAACUUCCACUCGCCCAUGUAUUUCUUCAUCUGCAGCCUGGCGGUGGCAGACCUUCUUGUGAGCGUAUCGAACGCGACGGAAACGGCCGUGAUGGCGCUGAUCACCAGCGGCAACCUGACCAUCUCUGGAGAUGUUGUGAAAAGCAUGGACAACGUUUUUGACUCCAUGAUCUGCAGCUCACUCCUGGCCUCCAUUUGGAGUCUCCUGGCAAUUGCUGUGGACCGCUACGUCACUAUCUUCUAUGCCCUUCGCUACCACAAUAUCAUGACCCAGCGUAGGGCAUCACUUAUCAUCAUAUGCAUCUGGAGCUUCUGCUCAGCAUCCGGUGUGCUCUUCAUCAUCUACUCAGAGAGCGCUACGGUCCUCAUCUGCCUUAUCAGCAUGUUCUUCACCAUGCUGGCCCUCAUGGCCUCGCUUUACGUUCACAUGUUCCUCUUGGCACGUCUUCACAUGAAACGCAUCGCCGCCUUACCAGGAAACGGCCCCGUGUGGCAGGCGGCCAACAUGAAGGGUGCCGUGACGCUCACCAUCCUGCUCGGAGUCUUCGUCGUAUGCUGGGCUCCAUUUUUUCUCCACCUCAUCCUCAUGAUCUCUUGCCCCAGGAACCCGUAUUGCGUCUGCUUCAUGUCGCACUUCAACAUGUACCUGAUUCUGAUCAUGUGUAACUCUGUGAUCGACCCGCUCAUCUACGCCUUCAGGAGUCAGGAGAUGAGGAAGACCUUCAGGGAGAUCUGCUGUGGAUGGGCUUCAGGGUGGAGCUGUGGGUGGAGUUGCGUCGGCAUUGAUGAGAGGCUUAACAGCUAUUAAUUGAACGUCUCGUUUACGUUCAUCGCUCCAUGAACUUAUUCAUGGUCUGAAAUCAUGAACUAUAGCAAAUGAAACGACUUCACCACUAACUUCGGUCUACUUUUGUUCACCAACAAAAAAACCAAACCCUUCAAAAUAACAAUGAACUUGUUUGAUGAAACAGCCUUGAAUUCUCUCCUUUGCUGCUUAACUGUAAAGAUUUUCAAUCAUUUCUGCCUUUCACUCAUCACCAACAGGUGGGUUACGUUUGCUCUAAUAUAAUUUCUGGACAAAAUCGUAGAUACUGUCAGCAGUGAAAAGAAAAAUUGAUGCAAGUCUGCAGGGAAGAGCUGGAAUCAAGUAAUUAGUAAUUAUCUUAUCGAUUAAAGUAACUGGGGACUUCAUAUCGAACAGCCAGCUCUUUCUCAGUGCCUGGAUAAUGCCUCGAGUCUCAUCUUAUCUCUCGCUGGUCGAUUUUUUUUCCUCAUAUCAAUUCACGUCAUACAGCGUAGGAUUUGUAUCGUGCUGUGAAAUGGCUGUGACGCUCUGUACCUCAUUUUGUGCUGUGACGAGACGUAUAAUUACGUUAUCCUGCACAUCAUGCUGAAAUGUGUAUAGAAAAUAUGUCAUGAAUGUCAAAAUCAUUAUGGAAGUUUCUAUUCAUUUUAUUUCUAAAUAUCAACCACAGCAGACACACCUCAAGUUCAGUUCUUUGCUUUAAAGUCAGAUUCAAAUAUUGU
Tachysurus fulvidraco (yellow catfish) is the source of this 2446-nucleotide messenger RNA. It is a transcript of the gene mc4r, whose product is annotated as melanocortin 4 receptor. Gene Ontology annotation, molecular function: melanocyte-stimulating hormone receptor activity. Gene Ontology annotation, biological process: G protein-coupled receptor signaling pathway. The record is from RefSeq and is a predicted model, not a curated record. The transcript has a single exon. Gene Ontology annotation, cellular component: membrane. The coding region runs from base 711 to 1727 and encodes 338 amino acids. Lineage: Eukaryota; Metazoa; Chordata; Actinopteri; Siluriformes; Bagridae.